Messenger RNA from Verruconis gallopava, 1362 nucleotides. RefSeq lists its product as uncharacterized. Bases 1 to 1362 code for a protein of 453 amino acids. The record is from RefSeq and is a predicted model, not a curated record. The transcript has a single exon. Lineage: Eukaryota; Fungi; Ascomycota; Dothideomycetes; Venturiales; Sympoventuriaceae.
AUGUUGUCGUACCCUAUCAUAGCUCUGCCUCCACUUCCAGGACUGAUUUCAGAGUUUGCAGCCUUGUUCCCUCUUGUCAAACAUUUGAGCAGCCUUCAUCGUGAUCACCAGAUCGUUGGGGAAACCGCCUUGUUAUGCAAACUUCACGUAGGUCUGUUUCCGAAGCUGGGGUUUCUGACGGGCCUUUCGAGAUAUCUCAGCUGUGGUUCGGAGUUCCUCGAUAGAGCUAGCUCACGAGGCCUGGCUGGUUCGACUGUGUGGGAUGUGAGCUGGGGCAGCGUGUUCCCUUGUGCAAACGGGGGACUUAUCGACCUUGUUACUCUUGACGUAUUGUCAAAACCAGACAUUGUGAUGAUCGGAUGCUGUUCUCAAGAGCGCGGGAUAAAACAGUCGAAGUCUGAACGUCCUUGGUACACCGGAAAGUGGAUCGUCGAGGGCUUGUCGCGGCUAAAGCAGGAGCCUUUAAAAGGGUGCAAACACUUCAGUCGGCCCCAAGUCUUACACGUGUUGCAUUUCACCAGAAAGCAAGUUAAUGUCCGUGGCAUUAGAGGAUGGAGUCGAAUGAUGGAAAUGAGAACUUUCGAAGUGCUCCGAACGAUACUAAUUGUUUUGAUUGCUGGUUUCUUCAGCCUUGUGGGUGCAUAUGGAUGUGCUAUUAUCCUUGUGAAUGGUCUGAUUUGCCGGUGGGUAUCCAAGACAUGCAUUGCUAGGCGGCCGGUUGGAUAUCUCGACAACAACGAGGAUCACGAUGCUUGGAUGCUGCGAGCCAUCCAUGCGAACUCGACAACCUGGCACCUAUACACCGGUGAUCGGGGGGUGGUAGACUGGAUACUGAACAAAACGAUGAUCGAGAUUCCUGCUACAAAAUUCCACUCCAUAGCUGCUCGCCUGCUGAAGAUGGGAAAUGCAAAUCAGCUCAUGGCCAUGGCGUAUGUCGCCGCUCAUAAAGGUUGGGACGGCGUGUUCUUACUUGCCAUCAUGGUAGCCGAUCUUAUUCUCCUGUGGCCUUCGCAAGGCACCCAAGCAGCGAGGAAGUGGCGAAAAUCCGAAGGAAUAGAAGUGCGGUCAAAGAGUUUUGCGUUUACGGGGCGCACGAUCAUGAUUGGAGCUAUUCAAAAAUUGAGCGGGUCGAAAAACACCGUAUGGAUGAACGAGAUCCUUGUGCCACAUCCCAGGCGAGAAGUUUGGCUAUCGAAGCUCAUAAACGAUGAGGAGGACAACGCGCCGCUAAACGUUGAUAGAGCAAACUUGACUGAGCGUGAUCUUAAAAAGGUCAACCUUACUGCCGAGCUUUCCAGGGGGGCUGCGACUUGCAUUAGUGAACAUUUCAGAGAAACGAACUGCUUCAAACUGGAAGUAUGA